UCGGAAGAGCACAAGACGCCAUGUCACUUUUUAUUUAGAUCUAGACAUAGACAUAAAUAUAUAUAUUGUCUAUGGCUCUAGGUCUAUGUACAUUUGAUUUUUCUGGUCUGGAAAAGAAAGUGUUAUAAAAUACCUAAUAACUUCAAAUUUGAAAAUAACUCAAAAUGUUUUCAAUCCUCAUAUUCUUAAAAUAUUAUUGGAUUGUUCAUUCUGCAGCUCAACAGCCUAUUGUAAACUCAACACAGCACGAUAUUGGUGACACAUUUAAUAUAAUUUGUGAUGUGACAAGGUUUGCUGACCUUAAAAAGAUAUCUGAUUUUGACUACUUGGAAGAACUGUCACUACAUAGAAAAUCAUUUGUGACAUUAACAUCUAUACCUCUCGUUAUUUACUUACCUUCUACUGAUUUUUCUUUUAUUGACGGAGUUGUAAAAUCGAAUUUUCUUGUAAAACACAACCCUCGAAAUCAGUGGCUAUUUCAACGCACUGGCGGUGUGGCUUUCACAAACAGAAAAACUAAUCAAAAAAAUAUUAAAAUCAUUGUGACAGCAGUCAAUUUUCAGUGUAGUGAUGCAGGCGAAUACCACUGUAAAAUUACUUUAUCAAGUGGUAAAUUAUUUUCUACUAGUCCUGUGAACAUAACAGCCAAAGCUCCGAUAUCUGAUCAUAAAAUUCAGAUUAAUCUACACAAUGGAAAUGAUAGUUACUCAUCAACUAAUUAUGUAGAAGAAAGUAUAAUUUUGACUUGCACAGUCACAGGUCCUCCUAGUCUUUUAAUAACUUGGAACCAGACAGCAAAAGGCUCAACUAAAGAAAAUCCAGCAACUGGUAAGAUCAGUUCUAACAGCACAUCACAAUCUGUUGUUUCCACUGGCUGCGAAAUUCAUUAUUAUUUUUUAAAACUACACUUUGAGCUCCAAGAAACUGAUGAUGGGAACACUUACUACUGUAUAGUUUCAAACGAUACUGGUGAACAGAGCAGAGAAAACUUCACUCUUCGUAUUAUCUCAUUUAUUAAAUCAACAAGUCAACCAGAAUCCCAAUCAGCUAGUACUGGCGUUGGUACCUAUUUUGUUGGUGUGUUACUUUUUUUUGCCAGUGCUACUGUUCUAAUCUACUAUUUUGGCAUUAGAAAGAAACAUAGGAGUUCUCGAGAUGAUAAACACGAAAGUGAGGCUUGAUUCCUCGAAAUCAAAUUUACGUCGUACAAUUGGUACAACUAUUUCUAAUCACACAGUUAGUCUAUAUCAGUGAUGUGUAAACCACAGCUCCCGAAAAGGCAUAGUUCAACAUGCAACAUGUUUUGUAAUAAUGUUUAAACAUAACAAGUUUUAUUAUCAUUCCAAUUAUAUUGAAAAUGUCUAUUUCUAUGAUUCGCUAAAAUUUGUUGUUUAUUAGUUUUAUGAGUAGCCUUAACUAAAUGUUGAUGUCUAAUGUUCACCUGUGCUGGUACACAAACCCAUGUCAACCGUGUGCCACAGAAACAGGGAACCUUAAUAUCAUCUAUCAAAUAUAUUGCAAAAUUACGUGUUUUUUUUAAUUGAUUUCAAACAUGUUAAUUGUAACUAUUAAAUGCCUAAUGAAAUAAAUUACAGUGCAAAAAAAACAACAAAAAAAA
Messenger RNA from Biomphalaria glabrata, 1618 nucleotides. RefSeq lists its product as uncharacterized. Gene Ontology annotation, molecular function: cell adhesion molecule binding. The record is from RefSeq and is a predicted model, not a curated record. Bases 165 to 1181 code for a protein of 338 amino acids. Gene Ontology annotation, biological process: cell-cell adhesion. The transcript is spliced from 8 exons. Lineage: Eukaryota; Metazoa; Mollusca; Gastropoda; Planorbidae. Gene Ontology annotation, cellular component: cell-cell junction.